Molecule: messenger RNA, 2587 nt
Organism: Adelges cooleyi (spruce gall adelgid)
Lineage: Eukaryota; Metazoa; Arthropoda; Insecta; Hemiptera; Adelgidae
Product: Golgi resident protein GCP60
Exons: 9
Coding region: 368-1678 (436 amino acids)
Cellular component (GO): Golgi membrane
Molecular function (GO): fatty-acyl-CoA binding
Source: RefSeq, a predicted model, not a curated record
GGACAAAGCGAGUACAAGAACUUUGUUGAAAUAUUGAAUUUAAAAACAAAUUACCUUAAUACCUACCCCGAACUGUUAAGAGAAGGACCUUUAGAUCUACCAAUGGUUGAAUUUUGUUUAACCUCAAAACGUUUUGGUUACCAUUGCAAUAAUGAUAAGAGCUGAGGAAAGAAUAAUCAACAUCGAAUUUUAUAAUAUCAAUAUUAAAAUUAAGAAUCACGGUUGACGAUAGCUGUUCACUUAAUCAGUAAUCCACAUAAAUUACAAUAAUUUUUGUGUACAUACGAAUAUAAUUAUAUCAAGUCUGUUCUGUUUUCGUAAACAAAUUCAAGUCAUACCUCGCUAGGAGUUGUUUAUUAUUGAUAUAAUGUGUAACAACAAUAAAGAAGAAGAUAUAGUGGGCAAAUGGGGCUUGCCUCUUAAAGAACUCUACUCCUUCGCGUUAAAGUUUUUUAAAGAAAAAGAAGGUAAAGCUUUUCAUUUUACUUAUGAUGAUAAACUUAAACUUGUUGCUUAUACACGACAAGUUAGUCAUGGAAAGUUGGAUGAAUCUAAAUUACCACCAUUGGGUGUAUUUGAUGUCAUAGGUAGAGAUAGAAGAUUAGCUUGGCAAGCUCUUGGUGAUAUGUCACCAGAAAAUUCCAUGAUAAAUUUUGUUAAAUUGGUUAAUAAAGAAUGCACUUUAUUUAAACACACUGUUGAAGCUUAUAAAGCAGAUUUAAUUGAACAAAAGCGAAUAACGGAAGAAAAUGUUAAAAGAGAACAAGAGGAAAUGGAAAAGCAAUUUGCUCUCAUGGCAUUAAAACAAAAGGAAGAAGAAGAAAGAUGCAGACAAGAAAAUACUAAGCAAUUAAUACAAGAAGCUUUAAAUAAACAGACCUACAGUCAGUUCUUAACUUAUGCCCAAAACCAGUUCCCAAAUAAUCCUGAUGAACAAGCUGUACUUGUAAGACAAUUGCAGGAACAACAUUACCAUCAGUACAUGCAACAGUUACAACAAAACUAUGAACCUGGGAAAGAACUUGAAAUAGCAAAUGCCAUGAUGUCUGCUCCUGAAGAAAAGGGGAAUGAAAAUGAUAAUGUUUGUAAAGAACAAUGUGGAAAUGGUCAAUGUCCAUCUGGAGAAUGCUCUGUUCAAACAUUGUUUCCUGCAUCUAUGUGGACUAGAAAAGAUAUUGAUGAAUUUAAACUUAGUUUACAAAGGGAAGGUGGAGAAGCCAUCAUAAAAGUCAGCCAUGGAGAAACAGUAACUGUUAGAGUUCCAACCACUGAAGGUGGAAAUUGCAUAUUUUGGGAGUUUGCAACCGAUGGUCAUGAUAUUGGUUUUGGUUUAUAUUUUGAAUGGGUUAAACCUGACACUACUCAAGUUUCAGUACAUGUUUCUGAUAUGGAACAGGAGUUAGACGACUUGGAUGAUGACGAAGAAAAUAUUAAUACAGAUUUACUUUGUGAAUUGGAACAAAAUGGUAUUUCAUUUAAAGAUUUAAAAGAGAGCAGUUUAUUGGAUCGUCCACCAUUAUCAUGUGUAAUACCAAUAUACCGACGAGAUUGUCAUAAGGAAGUGUACGCUGGUAGUCAUUUGUAUCCUGGCGAAGGAGUUUACCAACUGAAGUUUGAUAACUCUUAUAGUUUAUGGAGGUCAAAAACAUUAUAUUAUAGAAUAUAUUAUUCUCAAUAAGGCCACAAUAUUUAUUAUAUAAGUAAUUUAUUUUUCCUAUUACAAUGUCAUUUGACAACAAAUAUUAUGCCAUGCUUAUGCUUGUUUUAAUUAAAAAUGUAUACAUUAUAUGCUAAUAUUGAAAUUUGUAAAUCAAUUUAUUAGCUAUAUAAGGGUGUCUCACACUAUUUUAAUAAUUUUACAUAAAUUAAUAUGUAGUUUUAUUUAUACGUGAAACAUCCUUUUAUGCAUAAAUAUUAAAAAUGGUACCCAAAAAUUUACAAUUCACUAAAUAUAAUAGUUAAUAUUGUACACUCAAUAUAAAUAAAAAUUGUAGUUACGUAUACAAAUUAAUAUUUAUGUAUUUUUUUAACUUAAUUGGAUUUAUAAAAACUUAAAUUUGGCAAAAGAAGUAAUAGUUAAUCAAAAUGUAAUCGUAGGAUAUUUCCACAUUUACGCCAAUGUCUUUCGUAACCUAUGUUACAUGGUGUAUUAAUAUUUAAUUAUUAUUUUUACAUUCAGUAUUGCUUUUAAAAAAAUCUUUUUGUCGAACAAUAUUUCUAUCUUGACAUAAUUUAUUUAUUCUUAAUAUUGCAAAUUUUCAAGACUAAAAAAAUAGGAGAAACUAUAUUUGCAAGUUCAGAAGUUUCUUUCCUAUAAUAAAUACGUGUUCAAUCACUUGAUUCAUCAAAGCCUAAUAUCAAUUUAUCUACAAAAAGUAAACCUUUGAUCUUUGCACAAUAAUUUGGUGGUUAUUGUGCCAAACUAUAGUAUUAGUAAAUAAGUGUAUCUUAUAAAUUGUAAAUAAUUCUUUAUUAUACUUGUUAAUUUAUUAAAUUCUAGUAUAACUAAAAUUUAGUUAUUUUUUUCAAGUCUUUAUUAUUAAUUGUAAGUGCUUAGUAGUAUUUAUUAGUAACUUAACCAAAUAUA